Messenger RNA from Rhipicephalus microplus (southern cattle tick), 7299 nucleotides. RefSeq names its product Transmembrane O-mannosyltransferase targeting cadherins 4 (gene Tmtc4). Gene Ontology annotation, biological process: protein O-linked glycosylation via mannose; endoplasmic reticulum unfolded protein response. The record is from RefSeq and is a predicted model, not a curated record. Gene Ontology annotation, cellular component: endoplasmic reticulum. Gene Ontology annotation, molecular function: protein binding; mannosyltransferase activity. NCBI's taxonomy places the organism in Eukaryota, Metazoa, Arthropoda, Arachnida, Ixodida, Ixodidae.
CUCGUGUGUAUAUGUCUUGUUCACGCUAAGCAAGGUAAACAUCUGGAGGAGGCCGUGGGUGGUAAACACGGUAACCAGAUGGCUGUGCUCGCCGUUGACCCAGACGCAAUGGAAUAAUUGCCUAAUUUGCCGUCGCUGUUGUACUCUGUGUUCUACAAUGGACGUGGCAUCCAGGUUCUCAUCAUGACCAGUGUUAAACCCUGGCAGCAAAGCCAUGGCUACCGUGUUCGACCACAAUCGAAACUCGACGGGACUCAAGUUUCCCAAGAAAGAAUGGACCAGAGAGAUAGAGCGCAGUUGGGACCAGGCGCUUCCGGUGCCCAAGUGGGCUGUACGCUUGGGACCAUGGCUAGUGGCAGGGGCUUCAUUGGCUUGUUUUGGCCACAGCCUAGCCGGUGACUUUGUGUUUGACGACACAGAGGCUGUGGUGCACAAUGUGGACAUCCAGCCAGAGAUCCCACUGCGACGCAUCUUUGAAGACGAUUUUUGGGGCACCGAGUUACAUUCGGAGUCGAGCCACAAAUCUUACCGACCCCUCACCACGCUGACAUUCAAGCUCAACUACAUGGUGGCGGGAGGCCUGGUAGCUAGCCACUUUCAUGCUGUCAAUGUGGUUCUCCAUGCUUUCGUCUCGCUUCUCACUCUUCAUCUCUUCAGGGCGCUUUUACAGGGGGCAUCACGUGCCUCUCUCAUCUGUGCCCUACUCUUCGCUGUGCACCCGGUCCACACAGAAAGCGUGGCAGCUGUGGUGGGUAGGGCAGACCUCCUGUGUGCAGUUUUCUUCAUCCUCUCCUUCCUAUCUUUCAUUCGCUCCUGCUCAUCAGGUGCGUGCUUUUCCUGGCUGCAUGAUGACUCUGCAAAGAUUGAAAAAAAUACUACCCCUCUUUUUCUGUUAUUGCUUUUUUUAGGGUCUGCCUGGACAUCGUGUGUCUGGCUCAUUGCAUCUGCCUCUUUGAGCAUUGUGUCUAUGCUUUGCAAGGAACCAGGCAUUACAGUCAUAGGGUUGUGCUUCAUAUAUGAUGCAGUUGUCAUCUGUAAGCUUGAUCUACACUACAUCAUCACCAGGAGAAGUGGCAUGGUUCAACUAAAGAACCAGCUUUUUCCAGCAGCUGUGCGGCAGGGUGUACUCGCCUUGGUGGGCUGUGGAGCACUGGCUGUACGCUGGAAGGUCAUGGGCUCGUCCUCGCCGGUGUUCCAAAGGAUCGACAAUCCAGCUUCGUUUGAGGAGAGCCUCUUUGUGAGGGUGACAAACUACAACCAUGUGUAUGCCCUGAAUGCCUGGCUGUUGCUGUGCCCACAGUGGUUGUGCUUUGAUUGGUCCAUGGGCUGCCUGACACUCAUCCGUUCCAUCACUGACAUUCGCAUUAUCAGUGUUCUUGCCCUCUGGCUCUCCCUUGCUAUACUCAUCAGUCGAAUGGUGCUUGCACCAGAUGCCCAGCUGCGAAGGUUGCUGUGCCUAUCACUGUCUCUGUUGGUGGUGCCAUUUCUGCCUGCUUCGAACAUUUUCUUUCGUGUGGGUUUCGUUGUGGCCGAGCGGGUGCUCUAUCUUCCAAGUAUGGGCUUCUGCUUGUUGCUUGUCCUCGGAAUGACACGACUUGCUGCAGCUUUGCCCCAAGCACCCAAGGUCUUGCAGUACUGUCUGAUCAUGCUUCUGGUGGUUUUCACAGUUAGGAGCAUGCAGAGAUGUCAUGAGUGGACAAAAGAAUCCUCACUGUUCGAGUCCGGUCUCAAAGUAUGUCCAGGAAACGCCAAGGUGCACUACAAUUUUGCCAAGAAUGUGGGCGAUAGUGGGGAACGAGAGGGGGCCAUUCAGGGCUACCGAGAAGCACUGCGCCUGCACCCUGACUACGACCAGGCGAUGAACAACCUGGCAAACAUCCUUCGGGACGUAGGACAGCUGCAAGAGGCUCAAGCCUUGCUUCGCAGGGCUGUCCAGCUCAGGCCAGAUUUUGCAGCCGCCUGGAUGAAUCUAGGCAUUGUUCAGAGCAGUCUAGGCCUUCUGGAUGAUGCUGAGCAGAGCUACCGAACUGCCAUAAGCCACAGAGCCAAGUAUCCAGACUGCUACUACAAUCUCGGAAAUCUGUACUUAGAGCAAAAGCGCUAUGAAGACGCCUACCGCGCAUGGCGCAAUGCCACUCGGCAGCGGCCAACACACCUCGUCUCGUGGAACAACCUUGUCCUAAUGCUGGACCAGAGGGGCCAUGCCUCCGACGCUGAACAUGCUGCACUCCAGGCUCUGAGGCACCUCCCCCACGAACCUGCCCUUCAUUUCCAACUGGCCAAUAUCCUUGAGGCAGGAAAAUACCAGCGCUCGGAGCAGCAUUUCCUGGCAGCCAUUCGAUUCAGUCCGGACAAUCCUACCUAUCACACCAACCUUGGUGUGCUCUACCACCGCUGGAAGAAAUAUGACCAGGCAGAGGAGCGCUACCGACAUGCACUGAAGCUCAAGCCUGACCUUAAGAGUGCCCGUGACAACUUGAACAUGCUGCUGCAGCAGACAAGGCUACAGGCUGUUGAGACAUAACGUUGAUCCAAGCAUUGAAGGCUGUAGUGGUAGAGCGACCCGCAUGGGCACCGGCAGGGGGUGUGCAAAAGGGGGUAUUUGCCCCCCCUCAGGCCCCACCAGUAGAUGCCCCCCACCCAAGCUACGCCAGUGCUCGUCGUUCCUCAAGCUACAGUGUGACACGAGUUUGCACCCCUCGAAACAAAAUCCUGCCAAAAUGCAUGGUCACAUGAUAUGCACAUUAAUCUCAGCUUAGCAAGCAUUACAUGAGCCUUUCCUACAAAUUUAGUUCGACAAGUUACAAAUCAGCAACAGUUUCCAAAUGAUGAUGUUUAUAACAAGUUGUAUACCUUAUCACUCGCUCUUGCAAAUGACUUCAAUUGUUAGUAAUUUCAGCUCAUUUACAAUGUUUUAGUCCUGCAGAAAUGAACCUACAUUGCUGGUAGCUAACCUGAGUGCUAGACUGUAAAGAAACAGAAAUGACGCAUUCUGUUUUAUUUUUAUAAGCCUUCUUCCCAAGUCUAGAGCCAUCUUGAAAUGUUUGUCACUGUCACUCAUUGUGUGGUCUUGUCUAGAUACGUUUGAAGUUUUUCAACAUAAAUCGUAGUUUCGUGCGGCUCGGAGCAGUUGCAGAAUGCUCGAGCAACUGUACUCUUGUUUAAUUGGACAAAUCUAACUGUGGCCGUGUGCAAACUGAGCCACAUUGAAUCCUGGUCGUUUUUAUCGUGCAUUGGUGAUUCUGGAAAUAUGAUGUAGUAUGUGGACACUACAUGCUGAUCAAAGCAUUGUGUCAAUGCUGAGUGUCACCACGAAUUCACUGCAUGAAAUGGGUAUAGUACUGUACGUUGAUGGAAAAUGCAGUGAUCGUGCAAAAACAUGAAUGACAUUGUGCACCACCACUGAAUAUUAGAUGAAGCCAUUCCUAUCUGAUAAACUGAGAAGUGACUGAAUUUCACUGAACGCAUGGACUCGUACUGUGGAGUGCAAGAAGAGGGCUUAUAGUUCAAAAGUUCAUCAAACAGUGCGGUGCAGCUGCAGAACUUCCUGCCAAUCAACCACUGGCUUGUAAGGAAUGUGCUUGCAUAAAAAUGCAGGGUAUGCAGGGGCUUAUGAAGGCAGUAUUGAUUUCAUAGGCCUCUGGUUUAGGAUGAUUUUAUUUUGAUAGUUUUUACUUUGACUAUAUGUUCUAUAUCAUUCUAGAAACCACCUCAAAGAACUCAUCACAUAUAUACAAUACGUACAUUCUGUACUCUAAAUGAUCUGAGGUAAUAUUCUUACAUAUGGUAUAGAGAACAGAAAUCAUUCUCACCGUUUGUUAAUUUAGUGCAUUUGAUGUAUAAUACAACUCAUGGAAUAAUACAUGACAGGGAGAUUAAGUUAACGCUCGGCACGUUAAGUUGCUUGAGAAAACCAUGUGGUGUAGCUAAAAAUUCGGUCUAUUGAACUUAUAUUGAUUGAAGUACUAUAUAAGGGUCACAAUUGUGCAGAUUCCGCAAAAAUAUCAGCUGGUAAAAAUAAAAUUCUGCACAUUAGUUAUCCCUAAGUUAACUGUUUUAUUCCGAGUGAACUGUGCAGUCGUGGACGAAUAAAAUGUGAACAAAACAUUGCAGUAGAGAACAGUUUUGGCAUGUCAUGGUCUGAGAGCAUUGUCUCAUACAUCUAAGUAUCUGGUUGUCGGAGACAGUUCAGCCGUCCCAAUAACCUUGUAAGACAAAAUUGUGCUUGGCAUUGUAUGUACUGGUAAAAAGAAAAGUAUGUGUUCGAGCCAGCUGUAACUCGUCGUCAGGCUCACAGCCAAGAAUUUAUUUCGGGGAGGUUGGAGGAAAGAGAGAGAAAAAAAGGAAGGCACACUUGUCAAAGGUAUUGAAAAACUCUUAUUCUUUGUCCUCGGCAAAACACCCCCCUUGAUCCGAAUUUCGGGGGCACCGGACCCUUGCACAACCCCGUGGUUAUGGGCCUGCUUGUCAAUGUCCACGACUCUACAUGCUUUUAAGUUGUGGCUGCAUGUGGUCCCAUUUUUUUUCCUGUUUGCAUGCAUGUGUGUUUCCACGAAUCUGAUGUUGUAGGUUAUGUGCCAUCAACAUGUGUCCACCUGUUGCUGUUCUCCAAGGACACCUCUACUUUCAUGUUUGCCUUCUCUAGAGCAGUAUGAUAACAUGUUUCACUACCUUGAUGCAUCAGUUUAGACCAUAUAAUUUGAAGAUGUGUUUUAUGAAUCUCUUGGUAAUCUGCUUGUGAUUAAUGUUGCUGUGCUUCUCUGACACAUUAGUUGUGAAGCUUCUCCUCUGUGAAACAAAAGCAAAAUGAGACCCACAUUGUAGCGUGCCUAGCUCUCUUACAGGUGGCAUUGCAAUGCCCAGAGUUGAAGUCCUGUUCUGGUUGGCGACCUUCUCAGUAGCUAGUGAUCGAAGAGCAUUGUUGAUGGUUUCAUUGUCUAAUGACCAAAAGCAAUAAUGUAACAAAACGUUUUGUCCAUACGAAGUGUAUAUUGCAGCCAAUCUGUGGGAUUAUGCCGCAUUGUUCCUGCGAAAUUGGUAAUAAUUCAACUUUUUGUUAUCUCGUCACAACAAGUUCUAACAACUUUCGAAAGUAAUAAGUAAUUGUUGUAAGGAAAGCGCUGUGUAUAAGCCAACUAUAAUGCACAUGUGCUGUAAUAUACAGGCAUUUAUUUGCUUAAAAGAAGGGAUAAUCAAGUUUCUGUAAUAUGAAAAUGAGCACUGUUACCAUGUGCAGAGGUUUCUUAUAUAGGAAGCUGAGGCAAGUGGGUAUGGGUAUAUCCUGGAAAAAUCACUUUGAGCAAGGGCAUGUGUUUGCUCUUUUUUUUUCCAUGCUGUCGUCUUAAACACCUGUUCAAAGUUGAAUCAGAGUGGAGUCUUGGAAGGCCAGAAAACAUGCUAGACAAACUAGUCGAGGUGCCACCUUGAAGUUCCCGCAAUUCGAUUCCUGGUGUCGGGAAUUUUGUCAGCCUCUGCUCAGGAUAUGAUGUAGAGUAUCGGGUUUUAACGUUCUAAAAUCAUAAUGUCAUUAUGAAGCACACCAUGGUGGAAGGUCAAAAUUUUGGCCAUUUGGUGUGUUUAAUAUGCACUAUCGUUGCACAGUACACUGCCCUCAAGCUUUGCACCUCCAUCAAAAUGUAACCACUGUUGCUGGUAUGGAAUCCUUAACUUUCCACUAUUCAAUGUGCAACGAGUAUAUCACAUUUUGGUGGAACCAAAAAUGGAACUUGGCAAGCUUUGAUACCUUAUUAUACAAAAGCAAUAAGAAAGAAAUUAUCUAUUGUCCAGGCUCACCAUUGAAUAUACACAGAGAAAUACACCCUACCAGACUUUUGUUUGUAUAAGUCUAACUAUAGCCUCAUAAUGCACUUCAAGUUUAUGCGUUUCGCGAGGUGUUCUCCGCCAGGGGUAAAAUAGGUCACCUCAUUCAGCGGAGCUAGUGAAUGCUGAGUAUGCGGGUGGUCAGACGACUGCAUGCGUAUGAAACGGAGCAGCAGUGACCUGGGGCGAUAAAGUAAAGUAUAAUACAAUCGACCCACUUGUGGACGUUUUCGCUAUAUGAUCACUUAUUUUAUUCACACACUAUUCUUUAUAGCCUGGCAACCAGGCUAGUUUAACUUUUCUCAAGUACACACGCACUAGCGCAUAGAACACCGCUAUAAGAUGUACUCCGCACCAACAGAAAUUUCACAACAGAGUCUUUUAUUGUAACAACAGAUGUAACUGAUGUGUGUGACUUCUGUAGUGCAAGCACCACUGCCAUAAGUUCAGCCACAGAAGCUCGUAUGAAAUCUCGUAGUCAAACAAAACAAGGUCAAUCAAAUGUCUGGCUAAAAGUACCAGCACCCGACUUUUCAUCACUCUGUGAUACAUCUCUUUAAGGUUACUUCUGAUAUUAACAGAUGUAACCAAGUCUUUCACUUCAUUUUUUUUUUUAAGAAUGAGGUGCUUGCACUCGCAUGAAUGCACUAAACGUGAUUCAUGCUACAACUCUAGAAAGUUCUGAUGUGAGCAAAAUAAUGUAAUUUCCGCAAUGCUCAACUGCUGCUUUUAAAGUUUCAAUAGUUGCUAUAAGUUUUUCUAUUUGCAAUAUUGUCUCACUUUCUUUUUGCUAUGUGAGAGGCCAUGCUUCCUUUUUCUGCCAUGUUCUGCUUCUUCUAAGAACUAGUAGUGUAUUAGAAGGCAUCGAUCUAUGUGUGAGACUCAUCUGCAUACUCUUCACUGUAGUACUUACACCAGCAUGUGUUUUUGGUGUCAUGUUCAAAUCCAUGCUUUUGUUAAUGAGCAUUGUUAUGUACUUCUAGGUUGCCCCUAAAUUUUAGAAUUUAAUUUGCAUGCAUGUAUAUAUUAAGAUCAACAUUAUUUGUCUUUAUUAGUGUGUUAGGUCCUUGUCCCAGCGUUGCAACAUCAUUCUGUCGGUUGUAUAGCCAUAAUGUCAAAGUUUUCGCCAGUCUUUCUGCGUGAACCUUGUGUGAAAAGUUGGAAAUAUUUUGUAAGAAAAUUUUGAAAGAGUCCAGUAGCAAUAGGCGAUGUUUGUUGUUCUUCCAGUGUGAAGGUCCUGAUAAGCCUUUCGACGUUUAAAUGUUAGAUUCCUGCACAUAUCACCGUGAUUAAUGUCACAAUGCACAAUCAGAAAACUUGCACAUAUCACUGUUGAUGUUUCCCCUCUGUUAUCUACCUCGACCGUGUGUGUGCUCAGAACGUUGUACGUGUUGCACGUCGUUAAAAUUGUAGAUGUGUGUUGAAGCACGACUGUGUUUGGAACGUUUCCUCCUGAAAUAAAAUAUUCGUGCAACAAAA